Molecule: messenger RNA, 6537 nt
Organism: Trichoplax adhaerens
Lineage: Eukaryota; Metazoa; Placozoa; Uniplacotomia; Trichoplacea; Trichoplacidae
Exons: 5
Coding region: 1-6537 (2178 amino acids)
Source: RefSeq, a predicted model, not a curated record
AUGUGGGCAUUUCAUUGCUACGUUCAUAAGGAUGCCAGACAAACCUUCUAUGAUGCCAUGUAUGAAAGUAUUUUCAAUCAGGAACUACUUAUGCCUCACAGUAUGGAUGGAUUUUACUCGUCGAAAAUGACAGAUAUACCAUUUAAAAGAUAUACUAGGGCAGUUUAUCAUGGUUAUUCCCCUUUACCAGCAAAUAGAGAUUCAUUAACACCAGUAGAAAGUAAUGAUAUGGACGGGAACCGCUGCUAUGUAAGUAGAGCUCCUAUGUUCACAAAGCAAGAUCAUGAUGGAACUAUUCAUGAAGGCAGUAAUCAAUAUCUUAAGGAAGUUUUCAUAGAGAAAAUUCAACAGAAUAUCAGUAAAGAUGACGAAGAAGAUCCUAAUAGAAAUGAUCCCGUAUUUCAAACUAUCAGCCAUCAAAACGGUGAAAGACAUAAUCAAUAUUUCUUGCUAACAGCAAGCAAUACAGAGAAAAAUGAGAAUCAGCCAUCUAUUCAGAAUAGACCAAAAUCUCUUGAUUCGCAUAAGGAUAUUGAUCAGCAGAAUGAUAUCCAAAGUUAUGUCGACACAGAUUUAAAAAGUAAAUAUCAAGCAGAAGCAGACCCUAAACAAAAUAAAAUUCAAGAUCUUACCGAUACUGGAGAAGAAUGUCAGUCUCUUAUUGCGGCAAAGCCUACAACUAGAAGAGAUGGAAUUGAAAUUGAUAAUGUUAAAAUGACGAAUGAAAUCGAUCAUUCCGAUUGUAGUGAUAUUUCGGCAGUUAAAACCCCUGAAAAAACCACGAAGAAAAUUCAAGAAUCCUUUCAAAUGGAGGAAAAUGAAGGAAAAGAUCCUUUAUCGAAUAAUACAAACAAGGAAAUCAACGCUAAAGAUUCGGCCAAGAAUAAAACGAAUACCAAUACUGCAAAGAGAGUAGCAGCGAAUGGACGGAAAACGCCAUUUAAGGGCAGCCAAGGACAUCGAAAAGUCAGCAACGAAGAGCCAAUCUUGAAGAAUCCAAAGCAUCAAGGAAAUCAAGAUGUCAAAUUGCAGAGAAAGAAAGAGUAUACGUCUAAGACGGUUGUUCCAGUUCAGAAUGCUACCAGUAAAUACAAAAUCCCCAAUAAAUUGAUCGAUAGCAAGAGCAAGAAAGGAAGGCAAGAUAGCGUUCAGUCCACCGAUACUCUAACAACUCCAUUGAAUAAGAGAACUACCGGUGAAAAGGCUGAAGGAAAGAAAGAAAAUCUUAAGGUAAAAUGGCAUAAAAUCUAUGAAAAAAUUAUUCAAAUAGAAGAAGAAAAGACUUUACAAGACAAACCGAGAGAAAAUACAGUUCAUAAAUUACCGCUGAAAAGACAAAACGGCACCGGGAAAACUCAAGGUGAGAAUAAGCCAAGAAAUUUAUCUCUAAAUGCAGGCAAGAAAGUGAAUAUCAAGGCAUUUGAUCGAGAAAUACAGCGAAAACAAGAACACUUGUCUAACAGGGAGAAAAAGCGAACGUUUAAUAAAAACUAUAAAAGUUUAAAUCUUGAGAAAAGUCAAGAUAAUAACGCAAAGCAGUCUACCCCUGCAGUAGGUAUAAGUAAGAAUAAUAAUGAGAAAAAAACACUAGCUAGUAAAAUAGCAUUAACUAGUUCUCAGAAGCAUCUUCAAUCUAAAUUAGAGAAUAGUGAUCGUCAGGCUGUAUACCCUGUAAAUGAUCUUGAAAAUACUGAUAAUGGCACAGAACAUGAUAGAGAAGAAGGAAAUCUUUUAGAAAAGCCAAGUCAUGUCUUGGAGGGAAGUGAAAGGGAGAACUAUCGGAAAGAAGUUGUUCAUGCUCACCCGUCUUCAAGUUCGUUGCUCUUGGAAGAAAUAACGCAAAAUGAUGAUAUUCUAUUACAAAAUGAGGACAGAGAAGAAAGUGUGCGAGACUGUCCAGAAGUGGAGUCGGAGGAAAGUGAAAGGGAGAGCUAUCGGAAAGAUACUGUUCAUGCUCACGCGUCUUCAAGUUCGUUGCUCUUGGAAGAAAUAACGCAAAAUGAUGAUACUCAAUUACAAAAUGGGGACAGAGAAGAAAUUGUGCAAGGCUAUCUAGAAGUGGAGUCGGAGGAAAAUGAAAGGGAGAACUAUCGGAAAGAUGUUGUUCAAGCUCACGAGUCUUCAAGUUCGUUGCUCUUGGAAGAAAUAACGCAAAAUGACGAUACGAGUAUUCUAUUGCAAAAUGAGGACAGAAAAGAAUCUGUGCGAGACUCUCUAGAAGUGGAUACCCACAAUUAUGGAAGUAAGAAUAUCAAUACCAAUGAUUCUAGCCAAGGCAGUGCAUUGGAGAACACUUUCGAAAGCAGCCUUAAAGUGAACGAAAUACAAAAUUUAGAGAUGAAAGAUAAGGGAAAAGAAGUUCUUCUUAACGUGCAAGAUGACAUCAAGUCAGAGCAACAACAUCAAUCGAAUUCGUUCAUUCAGCCAGCGAAAGAGAUCAAUUUAUUAGAGGCUAAUGUAAACCAUGAUAUCAAGCUUACUCCGCACGAAAAUGAAACUUGUGUUUUGCCAAAAUCUCAAGAAAUUUCAAAGGUAGAUGCUAAGCAGUAUUUGACCAUUUUAAAUUCACUGAAACAAAUCAACAAGACCGAACAAAUCGAUGAGAAUAAGCCUAAAUCGAAAGGAAUGAAAAAGUUAUCCUCUGUCUCAGGUAGUUCUAUACUUCAAGAAGAAGAAGAAGACAGCAUGACUCAGAAAUCAAAAAUGGUUAAAAAAUUACCUCAUGUUCCAGUCAAUUUAGAAUCUAAAAUGAUGAUGGAAAGACACAAGAAAGGUACCGGUAUUGAUAGGAGCCAAAAUCGAUUAAGUAACAAGAAUGAGAAUAAGUUGAAAAGUAAGGCAAAUGUUGAGAAUACUGCCAAUGGAGGUCGUUUAGCCAAGCAGGCUAAUGAGAUUCUCAAAGCAAGAAUUCGCACUUAUUCUGAUGCUUCUCAUUACAAGAAAAAGUCUACAUCAGCUGGUAAUGUUAUGCCAUCUAAAGUAGUUCAAAAUAAAGAUCACCCACCGAGUCAUAAUGAGAUGCUGCUAUAUAUUAAGAAUAAACUAAUCAAGAAAGGAGAAUCAAUCGGUAGUAAUAAUCUACUGGAUAAAAAGAAUCCAAGUAUCCAUGAUAACAAGAACAGAAGCAUAAAUGGUGUCCAAAGUGCUAAUGCGGAUCAAAACUAUUCCAAUGGAGUAGAAAAAUCGAUCGGUAAUCAUUUCAAGAAGUCCGCAGUUAACGAUGAAACUGGAAUACCAAUCCGUGAAAAAGAGAUAGUUAAUUGUGCUCAUGAAGUGAUGGAUGGCGAGAAUUUUAAUUCUAAUAGUCCUAGCAAUCCAAAUGAACUAGCCACAAUCUCCGUAAUUGCAGAAACAUCUAAUUUAAAGAACUUAAAUUCUACUUUAGCUGCAAGCGAAGAUCAGCCAGGGAUUAUGAAUACUUUAAGCAACAAUGAUGGUCAAGAUCAAGACAACUUACAUCGCAAUUUCGCAAAGGAGGACAGUACGAAGGUAGUAAACAAUUUAGUUCAAACUAUGGAUAAAUCAGAGCAAUUGAUAGCGUUGAUAAACAGCGAUAUUAGUACAUUAGAGGAUACCAGAAAUCGGCCAGUAAAACAUAAUUCCUGUGUAGCAGAUGUGAGAGAUGCCGAUAGCAAUAUUGCAAUAUCGCCAGUUGAUCGCAAUAUCCCUAUAAUCCCCCUGGAUAGUAAGAGUAAUAAACUUGAAAGUACUCCAAAAGCAGAUUUAUUGCCAAAGUUUCUAGAUUCGAUCAAAUUGACUACAGAACAGCUACCAAGUUAUCAAGGCAUUCACCAUGGAGAAUAUCGCCUUGAACAGGAAAAUCAGAAGCAAGUUCCAAUGACGAGCUUCCAUAAAAAGGAUCUUUCAGAGAAAUCGAGCUGCGAUAGCUACAGCAAUGGAACAGAACUAUCCAAGGAAUUAAUUCAAUCUGCACCGGCAGAUCCAGCAUCAGCUGAGACAAAAAGCCACAUGCCUUCUACGAACAAUUGGAUCGAGAAUCUGCGAAAUGCAAACAUCGCUGAUCUUCCUACCUUAAGAAGCGAAAAUUUAGAAAAAUGUGUCCCUUCAGCUUCUAAACAUACCUGUACCGAGCUAAACUAUGAUAGAAAUCUUGCAAGUCCUACUAUAAUUUCCAAUGAUGCAGCUGAAAUAAUGAAUGGAUCCGAGCCUAAUAAGGACGUUAAUCAAGUAAGAUGGGAACAGAAAUCUUUAACCGAUCAUGAUGAGGGCAAAGAAGAGCAAUUCUUAGGCCAAGAUAAAGAACGUUCGGAUGGAGUAGAAUUAGUUCGGCAUCAAAUUGAUAGAGAUCUACAGUCUAAACAAGAAUUUACCCUUUCAGCUUCACCUGCAAAUUCUACUAAAUUUAUUAGAAAUAUUCCCUCUACCAUCCCUAAUACUAGUGCAAAUAGAAUAGCAUAUCAGACUAUGAUCUCAGGAGAAGGUAUUAAUGUAGAUGAUUUUAAAGACGAUUAUCAACCCUGCCCACUCGGUUCCUGCAUAGAUAAUUCUUCGAUCGAGAAUACUUCAGUUCAUGAUGAUGUAGUUUAUGAAGUUCAAGGAAUAAAUGAGUCUGCCAAGUCCGUUGUACAAAUCAGCAGAGAAAUUUCAAGUAAUGCCAAUAUUACUCAUUCGUCCUUGGAAUCAGACAUACUUCAACAUAGUGAAGCUUCUAAUGAUAUAGACAGGAAUCAAUAUCUACAGCCAAUUCAUAUGGUGGACAAGAUCGAUGACGAGAUUAGAAAUAAGGCGUUAGGAAAAUCCCAAUCUCAAACUUCCGAAGGAAGCAACACUGUCGGAAUAAAUGAUAGACAAGAAGACACAAACUAUGGGCAAAAAGGCGUUAAUACAAAUAACUUUAUAAAAAUCUCUCAAAUUCAAAAUGAAAAUUCAAAUCAGGAAGUAGGUGAUACCAGGGUACAAGAAGAGAAAGAAUCGAAUAUCAAGGCAGAAAUACGGAUUGAGAAUACUAUUAAGGUACAGAUUGAUGAUAGGAGGGAUGGCUCAAUUGGAAAUGAAAUCAAUCCUAACAUUAACCUACGAGACCAGAAGCCAAGCAAUCAAAAAUUUCAAAAGGCAAAAGAGGCUGAGAAUAAUAAGCCAUUGCAUAUUAGUUCUAAUCUUGCAGUUGAUGAUGCAUCCAAGAAUAACCCAGUUUCGAAUGUUGCUGAGGAUAGUGAGAAUAAUGACAUCGAAAAUGUAGACAUUAAUGUAGAAUUAAUGAAUGAAGCAUCUAAUAAAGUUGGGGAACAGAAAUUACCAACUAAUAUUGGUCCUAAUGCAAAGACUAUGAAGAAAGAAGGAAACUUAGAUUUUGGGAUGGAUUUGAAGUUAGAAUCUUAUGUUCAAGACAUGAAGAUCAAGAAAGAAAGUGCCAUCGCUUCAGCAAAAAAAGCUGUCAAGAGUUCCUACAUCGAUCAAAAACAAAACCAAUUGGAAAGAGAGAAGAUAGAGAAUGUGCAUGCUAACCCACAUCAGGUACAUAAAGAAACAGAAACAAUCUUCCCUUCCACGGCGGAUAUACGGGUAUCAUCGCUUAUGAAGGGGGAAAAGCAGAAUGGUAACGAUGAGAUGGUUUCUACUGCUGCCUUGCUAUUGCCUCAAUGCAAUAAUCAAGAUAGUUGUACUGAACAGCCGAAAGAAAGCAACCAUGAUUCUGAGAUUAAGCUGAUUGAGCGAGAAAAGUACAGUAAGGAAGUGAAUGAUGAUAAUAUGCUAAUAAAGCAUUCAUCGUACAAAGACACCAUAAAUACUGAUAUGUUAAAAGAAGAUUUUUCAAGCGUGGACAUUACUCAAAAUAAGCAGGAUCGUUGUCAAAAUGAUACAAGUACUAAUGCUAACGAUUUGGAAUCAGAAUCAAUUGGCCAAGGUUUUCGUGAUGAAGAAGAAGAGGAAGUAAGCACAUCAGUAGAGAAUACAAAGAAGAAACAUCGUAGCCAUCGUCAUGGCCAUAGUAAACGAAAAGAUGGUAAGAAACACCGCAAAAAACAUCGAAAAGAGAAAACUUCUAAUUCUCAUCACCAUAAGGGAAGUCUGCUAGAAUCGAUCAUAGAAGAAGAUGAAGAUGUAGCAAUAGAGCCAGAAACAAGGAAAUCAACUGAUUUUUAUGUAGAGCCUGAUCAUGAAGUAGCAAAACUUAUAGGAAAAUUAAUCUGCAAUGAAGAAAUCGAUGAAGACAGCGAUGUUGAGCAAGAUAUUGAAUCUAUUAUUUACGAUGAUGAAAUAUUUUACCCACUAAUUAAUGCCUUAGUCUCAAAGUAUGAAAGCAUCGUUGAGAAUAAAUUAAGCGAUUUUUCCAGCAAUGAUCAAGAACUUAUUGAAGGACAGUUUCAAUCAUUUCAGGAAAUAUUAGCUACAGCAGAUAAAUGUUGGUCAGCAUACCAUGCUGGUAAUGAUUUUGAGGUUUUAGAGAAUAUCAGGAGACUUAAAAGCACAUUAAUUGAGUUGAUAGAUGAAAAUUAUAUCCAUCAAGAUGGCCUUAGUAUAAUUAGUAAUACUAUUGGAAAAUCUCGUGUGCCGAAGAAUUGUAUAAUUUUAUAA